This is a messenger RNA of Helianthus annuus (common sunflower), 1596 nucleotides long. Its product is annotated as probable DNA-3-methyladenine glycosylase 2. The record is from RefSeq and is a predicted model, not a curated record. Gene Ontology annotation, molecular function: alkylated DNA binding; DNA-3-methyladenine glycosylase activity; DNA-7-methylguanine glycosylase activity. Lineage: Eukaryota; Viridiplantae; Streptophyta; Magnoliopsida; Asterales; Asteraceae. Gene Ontology annotation, biological process: DNA alkylation repair; base-excision repair; base-excision repair, AP site formation. Bases 193 to 1335 code for a protein of 380 amino acids. Gene Ontology annotation, cellular component: protein-DNA complex; nucleus. The transcript is spliced from 2 exons.
AACAUGCCCUUAUUGUAAACGAAACUUCCACUUAUAUCGUUCUUAUAUUCUUAACCCUUCCACACUCACCGCCCCUGAUCCAUUCCUACCGGCAACAGUAACUCACCGGCGCAUUCCUCCCCACCGCCGUCUCCGGCCACCACCACCACCCAACAACCCUUUAAAUCCAAUAACCAAAAACAACCCCCCUAAAUGGAACAACCCCAUCCCCAACCCCCACUCAAUCAACAACCCUCACCACCCCAUUCUCAACCACCACCGGAGGAACAACCAUCUUUAACAUCUUCCAUUUCCCAACUUACCCCUUCAAACCCUUCCAAAAUCCCAAUCCGCCCCCAAAAAAUCCGCAAACUCUCAUCACCACCCACAAUCACCACCACAACCGUACAACUCAAACCCCAAUCCACCACCAUCGCAGAAGCCGACGCCUCCGCCAUCGUCAUCUCCACCACCACCCCCACACCCACCACCGCAACCAAAAACCGCCGUCGAAACCCUUCCCGAUCAUCCCCAAACAUCCCAAAAGUCAUCAAACCCUUAUCCGCCCCCGGCGAGAUCUCCGCCGCUAUAAACCACCUCCGAUCCACCGACCCUCUUCUCGCUGACGUCAUCGACAACCACCCCCCACCGUCAUUCGACUCAAAUCAACCACCGUUUCUUGCCCUAACGAAAAGUAUUUUGUAUCAACAACUUGCGUAUAAAGCAGGUACAUCUAUAUACACUCGUUUUGUAAACUUAUGUGGUGGUGAAAACGGUGUCGUUCCUGAAACCGUACUUAGUUUAACUACUCAACAGCUUAAACAGAUUGGGGUUUCGGGGCGUAAGGCGAGUUAUCUAUAUGACCUUGCUAAUAAGUAUAAUAGUGGGAUUUUGUCGGAUGAGUUAGUGGUGAAAAUGGAUGAUAGGUCGCUUUUUACUAUGUUGUCGAUGGUUAAGGGGAUCGGGUCGUGGUCGGUGCAUAUGUUUAUGAUAUUUUCGUUGCAUAGACCAGAUGUUUUGCCGGUUAGUGAUUUGGGGGUGAGGAAAGGAGUGCAGCUUUUGAAUAUGUUGGAUGAGUUGCCGAGGCCGUCGCAGAUGGAGGAGCUGUGUGGGAAGUGGCGCCCCUAUAGGUCGGUGGGGGCGUGGUAUAUGUGGCGGUUUGUGGAGGGGAAGGGUGGUUCGGGUAAUGGAGCGGGUGCGGCGGGUUUGGGGAGUAAUGGGAUUGGUGGGCAGCAGCGGGUCGGGCAGUCUGAACAGGCGCAAACGCAACAACAACAGCAGCAGCAGCAGCUACAGUUGCAGCUUUUGGAACCGAUUAAUAGCAUUGGGAAUCUCGGGGCUUGUAUUUGGGGGUAAUGAAAUGGCGAUUGCAUCAGGUGAAAUAAUAUCAUGUAUUGUAUUGAGUUACAGCCAACUUAUGAAGAUAAUUGGCAGGAGGUGUGUUCAUCUCAUCAAAUGGAUUAUUUUGGUAUUGUAAAUGGAUUUGUCACACACAAUUCAAUAGCCCUAAAUUUUUCAGUUAUUAUUUUUUUUAGAAAGUGUUUGUUUGCCAAAAACGAAUAACUAUUUAUGCUAGAGGUGGCAAUAACAGACACAUGUCUAUUCUUAACCGUUGGA